Molecule: messenger RNA, 1044 nt
Organism: Fusarium sp. VM40
Lineage: Eukaryota; Fungi; Ascomycota; Sordariomycetes; Hypocreales; Nectriaceae
Source: the annotation of a GenBank genome assembly
AUGCCGAACGAUCUUGACAAGUCGCUCCUCGAGCGUUUAAAUGCCCUCAGAGGCAACAGCGCUGGCCCAGAGAAACCAGCUUCAACAGAAAUCAAUAUUGAUCUCAUUGAAAGGAGAAAGACACCUACUCGAGAGGAUACACUUGCUGCCCGCCUCAAGUCUCUACGGGAGCGCGGCGAUGAGCCGUCGCCACAAGCACCCAAGUCAGCUCAUCAACCACAGAAGCCAAAACCUCAAGCAUCAAAGACCUCAAAGGAACCUGCCAAAAUAGAAGAUGAUGAAGACGAUUCCAUGUUCCAAACCGAUGAUCAAACUCUUGAGGAACUCCUAGGUGAUGUGAGGCCAGAAGACGGCUUCCAGACAGAACCAGAUGAUGCACAGGUCAAAGCCCUCCUGGAAGAGCUCGCCGACUCAAUACCGAAGGAUGCAGAUGAGACGGAUAAAAAGGAUCAGCACGAUUCAGAUGACUCAGACGGUGAAGUCAUGAACAAAGACGUCGAUGAGGUCAUCGCCAGGUUCCGCGACGAGGCAGAAGUAGAAGCAGCUCUCGCAAAGACCAAAACCCCCGAACCGGAGUCUGAAUCCGAGCCUGAACAAAGCGAACCAUCCAAGACAUCAGACCUCGCUCUCCCAGAUGUCCCAUCAGACCUCGCCGAUAUCCCCUCCUCAAACCGCACCGCGAGCGCAGAUAUAGACGACAUCACCGCCCGUCUCGCUGCCCUGCGCGCCCCCUCUCCCGACGAAGAUUCCCUGGCUCUUCCCUCCGUCCCAACAUCCAAGCCCUCAGGCCAACCCGUCAAGCGCCUUACCACGCGGACGAACUACACCGACAACGACGUGGAGAGCUGGUGCACAGUCUGCCUUGAGGACGCAACGCUGCGAUGUCCUGGAUGCGACGGCGACGUCUACUGCACGAGGUGCUGGUACGAGAUGCACCGUGGGCCGCAGGCUGGGUUUGACGAGAUGAGCCACAAGGCUAUACAGUUCACGAAGGAUAAGAAGACGGAGAAGAAAGAGAAGAGGAAAGUGGCAAUGGGAGCAUAA